UCGAAAGCAAUUUACCUUCCUUGACGAGUCAUCAGGAAUGGACUCACCUGCUGCUCCAGCAACUCCUGCACUGUCAAAGUCUGCGCAGAAGAGGGCAGAAAAGGCAGAGCGGUUGGCUGCAACCAAGAUCGAGCGCAGAGCCAAGGAAAAGGCCGCAAGAAAGGAAAAGAGACGAAUUAAAGCUGAAAAGCGCGCUGCCAGCGAGCUCGACAGUGCCGAUGAGGCAGAAAAAGAACGCAAGAAAAAGAAACCAAAGCUUGAAUUUGGUGGAAGAGUACUCAUCGAUUUGGGUUUCGACGUUAAAAUGUUUGACAAGGAGAUCAAUUCCUUGUGUUCACAGCUAGCAUAUACAUACAGUGCAAACCGCCAGGCAUCAUAUCCGUUUUCUUUAAUCUGCUCGUCUGUCAACGGGCGUACCCGAGAUCGCCUCGAAGCCACCAGCGACGCGGCGUACAAGAGAUGGAUAAAUACCGAAUGGUGGGAAGAGGGAUACGAGAGACUCUGGUCUGGGAACGCUCUAUCAACGGCACCUGGAACUGAGAACGAAGACAUGCCGAGAAACAGUUGUCCAGAGACAGAAGAUGGGACCGAGAAUAUCAAGCGAUCCAUGGUUUAUUUGACUGCAGACUCCGAGGAGGAGCUCACUGAGCUCCUCCCCCACGAGAUCUACAUCAUAGGAGGCAUAGUGGAUCGCAACCGCUUCAAGAACCUUCCUGACCUUUCCAAGAAUCUCUGUCUCGACAAAGCCAAAGAGUCUGGCAUUCGCACUGCCUGUCUUCCCAUAGGCCGCUACCUUGAAAAUCUGCCAACGCGUAAGGUGCUCACCGUGAAUCAGGUCUUCGAGAUCAUGCUCAAGUGGGUCGAGACCAGAGACUGGGAGACUUCUCUUUACGCAGUCAUUCCCAAGCGAAAAUUCCUGCCGGGAGGUAAAAAUGGAGGGAAGGAGGACUCUGCUGUUGCUCCUGAAGAAGAUGUUUUGACGCGGAACGAAGCUGCAGCCGAGUCCGAAGCAUGUUAG
Guyanagaster necrorhizus is the source of this 1018-nucleotide messenger RNA. RefSeq lists its product as uncharacterized. The transcript has 3 exons. The record is from RefSeq and is a predicted model, not a curated record. Gene Ontology annotation, molecular function: tRNA binding. Gene Ontology annotation, biological process: tRNA N1-guanine methylation. NCBI's taxonomy places the organism in Eukaryota, Fungi, Basidiomycota, Agaricomycetes, Agaricales, Physalacriaceae. The coding region runs from base 38 to 1018 and encodes 326 amino acids. Gene Ontology annotation, cellular component: nucleus.